UGUGCAUGCACUGGUGACAUUUUAGUCGUCGUCCGAUAACAUGAUGCAGACAAAGUUUAACAUUCCCCGUCAUGCGCAGUAGCCGAAUGCAGUCGCCGGAACGGGAACGAUGGCCGUCGAUAAUUGUCUCUUUGGCCAGUGCAUCCUUUAUUUUUGAGCAUUUCUUUUCGGUUUCAUCGCCGUCGUGCCGCUCUCUGAAAACAGCGAUGACUUCCAGGGGAAAUGCCUGCUGUUUACUGAGGGAAUGUGGCAGAAUGAGAACAUGACGAUGGGGAAACAACGCUUUAUAGUUGAAGAAUGGGGACCAGAGUCAUCCUGCCGCUUCAUCACUUUCGUGGGCAUUGUGUCUCUCAUUCUGUCCGAUGUACAGGCGUGGCGGACCUUUUUUUCCCUCUGCAAAGGCCACGACGACUCUCUUUUCCAUGCCUUCUUGAAUCUGCUCUUGUGCCUGUUGGUGGUAUUUGUGGUGUUUGUUGCCGGUACCAUCUCCAGUGUUGGCUUCAGUGCAUGGUGUGAUUCUGUCACUGAAAAUGGGGUCAUGCCCAGCAGUUGUGAGGAUCUGCAAGACACAGAUUUAGAGCUUGGUGUUGACAGCAACUCCUUUUAUGACCAGUUUACCAUUGCACAGUUUGGCUUGUGGUCGGCCUGGUUAUGCUGGUUGGGUCUAACAGUAUUAGCCUUCCUGAAGGUUUACCAUAACCAUCGGCAACAGGAGCUGCUAGACAGUCUUGUUCAAGAGAAGGAGCUCCUGCUAGGUCAUCCUUUACAGAGGAGUUCUUGCAACAGGAAUGCCAUGAUUUAAACAAACAUCUCUCAUGUUCUGUAGUCCAUUUACACUUCAUGAA
Molecule: messenger RNA, 845 nt
Organism: Sinocyclocheilus rhinocerous
Lineage: Eukaryota; Metazoa; Chordata; Actinopteri; Cypriniformes; Cyprinidae
Gene: tmem179aa
Product: transmembrane protein 179a, genome duplicate A
Exons: 4
Coding region: 245-802 (185 amino acids)
Source: RefSeq, a predicted model, not a curated record